Molecule: messenger RNA, 714 nt
Organism: Eimeria mitis
Lineage: Eukaryota; Apicomplexa; Conoidasida; Eucoccidiorida; Eimeriidae
Exons: 4
Coding region: 1-714 (237 amino acids)
Source: RefSeq, a predicted model, not a curated record
AUGCAACCGGUGCGCUCCCUCUUCCUUCGCCUGCAGCAGCAGCAGCAGCAGCAGCAGCAGCAGCAACAGCAGCAGCAGCAGCAGCAGCAGCAACAGCAGCAGCAGCAACAACAGUACCACAUGGGGUCUCCACAGACAGGGCCCUUCGGCGACCCUCCGCUGUCUCCUGUCUCCCUAUACACCCCAAAUGUGUCUCCUCCCCCCCACACUUUCCCCUCAACCGAAGCAGCAGCAGCAGCAGCAGCAGCAGCAGCAGAUUCUCCAGCAGCAGCAGCAGCAGCAGCAGGAGCAGAAACAGCAGCAGGAGUAGAAGCUGCAUCACCAGCUGCAGCAGAGGAAUCUUCCCCGCCUGGCGUCCCCUCAGCAGCAGCAGAUUCUCCAGCAGCAGCAGCAGCAGCAGCAGGAGCAGCAACAGCAGCAGGAGUAGAAGCUGCAUCACCAGCUGCAGCAGAGGAAUCUUCCCCGCCUGGCGUCCCCUCAGCAUCAGCAGCAGCAUCAGCAGCAGCAGCAGCAGCAGAAGCAGCAGCAGCAGCAGCAGCAGCAGCAGCAGAGGAGGGUUUACUGUCUCCUCAGCUCCUACAUCUUCUUCUUUUGGUGCAGCAGCAGCAGCAGCAGCAGCAGCAGCAGCAGCAGCAGCAGCAGGAGAUACACUAUCUUCUUGGCUAUCAGAUGAAGCUGCUGCUGUCUCUCUUUUUCUACAUAAAGAAGGCCUAG